AUCUCUAUCAAAUUAACUCAAUAUUUUACCACGCUGUCCCCUCCCUCAUACUUCCUCCACCACAAUGACAACCACACAAAUAGCGCACCACCGUGACGCGGCGGAGAUCUACAAGGGCGAAGCCGUGUGCAAGCAAAAGUCACGGCUCCUCCUGGACGAAAUUCUGCUCCCGAGAGGGUUGCUUCCCUUGGACAACAUCGUGGAGAUGGGCUACAACCGAACCUCCGGCUUCGUCUGGCUCAAACAGAAGCACAAGAAGGAGCACCGCUUCACCUCCAUAGGACGCACCGUUUCCUACGACACCGAGGUUACUGCCUUCGUCGAGGAACACCGCAUGCGAAGGGUCACCGGCGUCAAGACCAAAGAACUCUUCCUCUGGGUCACCAUUUCCGAAAUCUUCGUCGAGGAGCCCGCUUGCGCUAAGAUUUCCUUCGCCAACUCCACCGGAAUUUCAAGGUCCUUUCCUCUCUCUGCUUUCUCCAUCCAAGACGAACAACAACAACAUCAACACAACACCACCAACACCGCCGUGCACAAACGGUAGGAGUAGUAGUAAUUGCCAAAAUCAUCGACAAAAAAAAUUAACAUUAUUCUGGAAUGAUUAUUUCUCAAUUUGCUUUAUUAUGUAGGUUAGUUUGAUGGAGAAUUAAGAUUGAAGGAAUGAAUUGCUACGUUACGUUGCAUGCAUGCAUAUACAUUUAUAGGUUCGGAUUUUGGUUUUAUACUGUCAAUAUUUUUAAUGAUUGAUCUGAGUGAAAUAUUAAAUAG
Vigna angularis (adzuki bean) is the source of this 768-nucleotide messenger RNA. RefSeq lists its product as uncharacterized. Bases 65 to 544 code for a protein of 159 amino acids. The record is from RefSeq and is a predicted model, not a curated record. The transcript has a single exon. Lineage: Eukaryota; Viridiplantae; Streptophyta; Magnoliopsida; Fabales; Fabaceae.